AUGUCUCAAGAUCGUGAAUCAUUGGAACCAGCUGAUGGCUCUGCAUUGACCUGGAUCUUUGAUCACUGCUUGCGAUACUCUGAUUCUUACGAAAUUUCACUGCGAACAGCGUUCGAGUUGAACCGCCAAGCCGUUAACAUGCCCGCCAUGGGGACUGCGGCGUCUGAUCGUUCCCGCUCCUCCUCGGUCUUUUCGCGCAACUCCGCUUUCUCGAAGGCCACCGCCUCGACUCGUUCUUCCGCCUCUUCCUACGAGACCAACCCAUAUGACACCAAUGCCGAGUUCCGUGCCUGUUUGACUCGCACUGUAUCCGAGCUACCUUCUCAGCCUUGCUCACUCCCCCCGAGCUUUAUCGUGUCUUUUGUGCGUCGCACUUUCACCCUGGAUCUGUGUAAUGUCGACUUCAAAGUGGCCUUGGCUUGCCUGGAUUACCUGAAGAGCCUCCAGGGUCGCUGGAAGAAGGAAAUUAACGAUGCUUUCCGCCGACUCCACAUCAACCCCAAGGAUGUCCAAGAACCUGAGCAUUCAGAGGUCGCCCGCAACUUCCCCGGCGUCCUCGAAUGGUACAAGGAUAUUAGCCAAAAGGCUCGGUUGAUUGAUUUCAUGUAUACCCAAGUGUACAUUGGCCUGCGCCGCUGGAUCUUGAUCAACGAAAUCAUGCUUGAACCGUUCAACAAGGCUAACUGCCUCGCUCUGCUGAACACUCUGCUGCCUCCUGUCCGCUACGGCAGUGAUGGCCCCACCCAGAAGCUGACCCCCAAGAAUCUGGAGAACCACCGAAACAACUUCUUCUACAUCAUCGCCUCAUACGAGAAAAACCCCGCCGUUCUACAUGACGUUAUGCAUCAAGGCGUGCGACCUGGCGAUACCGGCAACGCAUGGCCAGCUCUCCAUGACACCUUUGACCGAUACCUGAGCGCGGUCAUGGAAAUGAUCGACGAGUGUGCGCUGGUCAACGAGCCCCCUCCACCCGCGAUCAUAGCUGGACACUCUCGUCGCACCGACUCGGGCAUUAGCUUUGGUCCCCGCCCUUCUACCUCUCAUUCUUCAGAUGACUAUGGGAUCGAGAAGCCUCUUCCCGAGUUCCCUGCGCCCACCGAUGGUGCGAGCAAGCAUGGCUCUGUGCUGGAGCGUUUCGCCCACUCCCUCUCCUCAUGGGGCAAAAAGGAUGGCAAGAAGGCCCGCAACCUCAAGAAAAUGCAAUCCUGCAAGGACCUCAAGAGCACCGACAAGUACAAGCCAAUUCCCGAUUUUACCAAGAUGAACUUCGACUUGACCGAGGAAAAGCGCCGCCGCCUGAUCGAUGAGGCUCUGGCCCGCAGGGCUGCCGAGCGAGCCCAGGCCGAAGCCCAAAACAUCGGCCAGGCCUUUUAA
Molecule: messenger RNA, 1374 nt
Organism: Penicillium olsonii
Lineage: Eukaryota; Fungi; Ascomycota; Eurotiomycetes; Eurotiales; Aspergillaceae
Source: the annotation of a GenBank genome assembly